AUGGCUCUUUGUCCCCCCCCUCCCUCAGAGCCGGUGUACAGGUCGUCGUGCGCCCUGACGGUCCACGCUAUCAGCCACUACAGCCCUGAUGUCCUGAAGGGGCAUGCGGUGGUAGCGUUGCCGCUAGCCUUCUUGGGUAUGCACCAGGCGCCGGGACCAGACGAGGAGAAGGGAGAGAGCCACGACGCCACGCUGUGGAACGAAGUCUGGCAGGAACACGUACCAGGAAGCUUUGGGGGCAUCCGCCUCUACAUGACGGAGCUGAUCGACAUUACCCAGAAGGCCUUGCAGUCCCAGUCGUGGAAGAUGAAGGCCCAGGGCGCGGCUGCCAUGGCGUCGAUCGCUAAGCAACAGACGGGUUCUCUGGUCGCCCCUCACCUGGGUAUGGUGUUGUCCGCUCUACUGCAGGGACUGGUUGGACGCACCUGGACUGGAAAGGAGGAGCUGUUGAACGCCAUCGGCUCUGUGGUGUCUAAGUGCAGUGGUGAACUCCAGAAGUCCUCCCCGGGCCAGCCCAGUGUACCAGAGGUGAUUGAUCUGGUGUUGAAGGAGUGUCGUAAAGACAACCUGGUCUACAAGAUGGCUGCCCUGGGCUGUGCUGCUGACGUCCUGCAGGCCACACAGGAAGACCGCUUCAGUGAUAUGGCAGACAUACUCAUACCACUCAUUAAGAAGAACUCUGCAGCAACUUCGAGGUUGAGACAUGAUAGUGAUGACGAUCGGGAUGAGAAGGAGAAGGAGCUGCAGACUGAAGCUCUACUCUGUGCCUUCCAGACGCUGGGCAAGACCUGGCCCAACAACACACAAACCCAGGAGCGUUUCCAGUUGGACCUGUGCUGUCUGAUGUGUGAGAGGUUGAAACUCAGUACAUGGAGGGUCCAGGUGGGGGUGCUACAGUCUAUGAAGACAUACUUCCAGAGGUUGCUACUGUUGGAGAAAGAGAAAGACAACCAGAACUUCACAGCCUUGUCCCUUAUUCUCACAGAGACAUGCAGCGCACUCACAUACCCACUAGAGAAUAAGAGUUACUCCUCUGUGAGGACCGAAGCGUUGUCUGUUGUGGAUCUGCUGGUGAAGAGGACAGGAGAGAGCGGUCAGUGGGAGUGUGUCUCGGGAAAGAGUCGCGAACAGCUGCAGCGUUCACUGUCCACCCUGCAGACAGACAGCAGACCUGACCUACGAGACAAGGCCCAGGAACUACGGAGGAACAUCCAGAGUCAACCCUGAACACACACACACCCACACCUAGUCAACCUUGAAUACACACCCCAGAUCUGAUGAUUAUUAUGUGUAUUGUGUCAAUGGGUGGACGGCUGGCUGGGUCAUUUAUAAUUGCCAUAUCAACUCACUAUGUAAACAAAACAGCACCCUAUUCCCUAUAUAGUGCACUACUGUUGACCAGGUCCCAUAGGAUUCUCUGCUCUGAAGUAGUGCACUACUGUUGACCAGGGAUCAUCAACUAAAUUCAGCCGCGGGACAAUUUAUAAUUUUUAUCUUGAUCAGAUAAGAUCACAAUGAUUAUAAUUGACUAAAAACAUCCAUUUUGGAUUUGUAAAGGGUCACAUGCAUCUCUUGGGAGGCUUUGGAAUAGAUUUCCCAAACUAAAAUCAGUUAGAGAUGGGUUUUCUUUACAAUAAACAAGUCCUGGGCAAUUUGGGAACCUGGAGGCGUUGGGGAUUUGUCCUGUGUAACAACGGCUCCCUUCUUUCUCUCCUACAGCAGCCAGUACAGUACGUCCCACAUGGUGCCCUGAUUCUCUAAACACUACUAGUCGCCAUUUGGGGAGGAUACUGCAACUUUAUUUAACACAUUGGCUGUCAACUCCUUGGUCCUGGAGAGCUACUGGGUGUUGUUCCAGCCAAUCAGCUCAUUCCACAGAGGGCUGAGUGUGUGUACCUUCUCCCUCGAUGAAUUUAAGGUCACUAAUUAGUAAGGACCUCCCCUCACCUCCAGGUCUUUAAUUGAAAGGGGAGAAACCUGUGGACAUUUAUUUUACCUUUAUUUAACUAGGCAAGUCAGUUAAGAACAAAUUCUUAUUUUCAAUGACUGCCUAACUGCCUGUUCAAUGACAGAUUUGUACCUUGUCAGCUCGGGGAUUUGAACUUGCAACCUUUCGGUUACAAGUCCAAUGCUCUAACCACUAGGCUACCCUGUCGUCCCAUUAUGGUCCUCCGUGGAAUGAGAUGAACACCCCUGAUCUACAGUGUGAGCAGGCUUUUGUUCCAGCCCAACACUUAUCACGGUUUGGACUGAAAUAGGUGUCGGAGCUCCACAAUUCUGGUGAACUCCUGCACUGGUCUUGAUGUUAACUAGAGUUGGUGACCAGUGAUGUUUCUCUGUCUGAACUCUCCCCCAGUUUGCAUGUGUAAAAAUAUAUUUUCAGCCAUGUUGAUUUAAAAACCCAACAAUGAACAGUGGGGGUCGGUUGGUGUGAGGCAUGUAAUUCUUGUGAAUUUGUCUCCAAAAUAAAUAAAUAAACAACCUUGAAA
Molecule: messenger RNA, 2489 nt
Organism: Oncorhynchus mykiss (rainbow trout)
Lineage: Eukaryota; Metazoa; Chordata; Actinopteri; Salmoniformes; Salmonidae
Source: RefSeq, a predicted model, not a curated record